Molecule: messenger RNA, 897 nt
Organism: Rotaria sordida
Lineage: Eukaryota; Metazoa; Rotifera; Eurotatoria; Philodinida; Philodinidae
Source: the annotation of a GenBank genome assembly
AUGAUGAAUCUGUUAUUGUAUUUUUUAUUGUUAUUGACAAGUGUUCGAGCACAACAACAUUUAUGUUUAUGUUCAUGUUGUUAUGGUCUAUCAUGUAAUCUUAUUUCUUUACCUGCGAUUAGCAUGCAAACUUGUACAUUAGAAACAUGUCUUGCACGAUGUCAAGCUACAUAUUCUCAAUGUCAAAUACAUCAUCCCUACAAUCUUAUUUCACCACAAUGUAAUUCAACAACUGCUCCACUAUUUAAUUGCCGAUGUGAUUGUUGCAAUACAGGCUCUCCUUCAUGUUCACCUUCAUAUAUUGGCAAUAGUCUUGCAUUUGUAUGUAACACUGAAUCAUGUAGUAUAUCAUGUGCCACUCAAUAUCCAAAUCUAUGUGUAUCAAAUCAAUAUGGACGAACACAAGGUACAUGUCAAGGUCUCAGAACAACAACAACAACAACGUCAACUCAAACAGCUAUUGAGCCUUGGUUAGGUAAUGCAUGUUCAUGUAUGUGUUGUCAAACAGGUUUUUAUUGUUCACCAACAUAUGUGGGUCUAACAUCAGCAUCUCAAUGUUCAUCAGGUGCUUGCACACAGGCAUGUAAAAAUCGAUAUCCAUUAUUAUGUCCAUCAUUAUUAACUAAUGGUAAAGUAAAUGGUACAUGUGUCAGCAGUACUAGUGGAAAUACGCUUUGUAAAUGUGGUUGUUGUAGUGCAAAUGGAUGUAUGAAUUAUGAAAUUAGCACAUAUGGAAAUUGUGCAAUGUGUAAUUCAAUAUGCCGACAACAAUCACCAUGUGCUAAACCUGAUCACGUAACACAUACUUGCUAUAAUAAUAAUAAUGGAAAGUGGCCUCUUCCAUGGUUAAUUUUUAUAUUAACAAUGAAUUUUUCUACUUUAUUUAUAAUUUAUUAA